CUCGCGGGAGGAGCAGCCCAGCAGCAACAGCAGCCAGGACUCCUUGCACAAGGGCUCCAAGAGGAAGGGGAUCAAAUCCUCCAUCGGGCGCUUGUUCGGGAAAAAAGAGAAGGGUCGCUUGAUUCAGCUGAGCAGAGAAGGGGCCACGGGGCAGGUGACGCUGACCGACGUGGAGGUGGGCAUGCAGGAUCCUCUGGGACUUGGCAAGCUGGGUGCUCAGGCUGAGAAGGAUCGGCGCCUGCGGAAAAAGCACGAACUCCUGGAAGAGGCUCGGAGGAAAGGAUUGCCUUUUGCUCACUGGGAUGGCCCCACUGUUGUCUCCUGGCUGGAGCUCUGGGUGGGGAUGCCGGCCUGGUAUGUUGCCGCUUGCCGAGCCAACGUGAAGAGCGGAGCCAUCAUGUCGGCCCUGUCCGACACAGAGAUCCAGAGGGAGAUCGGCAUCAGCAACGCGCUGCAUCGCCUCAAGCUGCGCCUGGCCAUCCAGGAGAUGGUUUCGCUCACGAGCCCCUCAGCACCACCCACCUCGCGGACGUCCUCUGGAAACGUUUGGGUCACCCACGAGGAGAUGGAGAACAUGGCAACUUCCACCAAGACGGUGAGGCUGAGCGGCCCCGCUGCGGCGGCGCGGCGUAUCG
Messenger RNA from Apaloderma vittatum (bar-tailed trogon), 635 nucleotides. RefSeq names its product liprin-alpha-4-like. Gene Ontology annotation, molecular function: protein binding. Gene Ontology annotation, cellular component: presynaptic active zone. The annotation marks the transcript as partial. Lineage: Eukaryota; Metazoa; Chordata; Aves; Trogoniformes; Trogonidae. The transcript is spliced from 5 exons. Gene Ontology annotation, biological process: synapse organization. The record is from RefSeq and is a predicted model, not a curated record.